UGGAACAGGUCUGGAGAAACUCCCUGGAGAGACAAGAGGAAUACACCAUUGAGUUCUCCAGCGAUUCCGAGUCUUCUGUUGGGUCCUAUCGGAAUGGCAACCACUGGAGGACGACCGGAUGAUUCGUCAACGGGGCAUUCUAACGAAGUCGAAACCUUGCAGAGGGAGUACGAGUGGCUGCUCAAGUUCGAAGUGAAUGACAUUGUGGAGCAACUCCAAGGCGUAAUCGCGGAAUGUUCCAAGAGAUUCCCCCUCUCAAUCCCGGGCCACCAUCAAACAGAUGCGAGAUCUGACAAAUUCGUAAUGCAGAACACAAUCGCGACAUCGGCAGAUCAAAUAAAAGUUGUUGCUACUCUGACCGGUGACUCGAUUAGUCAUGCUGACAUAACGUUGAGGCUCCCGAAACACGCCCAGCCUAGUCAACGCACCAUCGUGCAAAACGACGCUCAAUGGAAACUCCAACAGAUUCAAGAUGCGGGCAACCACCUCAUGCAAGCGAUGAAUCUUUUGAAUCCGAAUCGAGUUGGAGGUAAAUUCGAGUUCAUAUCCGGUCAGGAGGUUCGGAAUCUCAUGGCGGCCGUCAUGGGCUGCUUGGGUCGAGGGCGAGCCUGCCUUGUCGUACCUAAGAAACGGACCAUUGAGGAUAUAAUGCAAGGUCGAAACAUGGUACCCCCCCUACCGAACGACGUAGCUGUGAGCUUCUACGUACAGAGUUACAAGCUGGUGUUCGCGGUUUAUCACGUACAAAAAGAUUCACAUGGUCAACAGAAAUUCGACGUCUUACAGGCCGAAUGCUCUGUCCCGUGGUUGAGUGAAGCUCUCGUAUUGUUCACCGUAGCGUUGCAGCUCUGUCAACAACUAAAAGACAAGGUGGAAGUUUUCAACCAAUUCAACGAUUUCGUGGUUCCUGAGAAGCUCUGAAUUCCGAAAGCACGCGUGAACCUGCCGCUCGGCUGGGAUAUAGUGGAACAGGAGAUCGAGGUCGAAUCGUAGAGAGCAAUAUCUAGAACUUGUCGAUAGUGAAUGAUCGUCUCGAAGAGGAGCGAGUAGAGCUGAGCCGAGAAGAGCACUAAGCUUCGGAGGGAGAAAUCACCACCACAUCCAGGCCAUUCCGUCUUUCUGCUGCUAGUCAUCUCAUUGUUUCCAUCGACGCCUUUCCUUAGGAAAGGAAAAUGUGUGAUUUCACGGAAUCGUUCCGUUUUUUGUAUACUAACUUUUCGUUGUUAUUUAAUGAAAUCAUCUGGUAACGAGCCCGCUGCAAGAGUCCAUGGGAUGCUGGAUGAUAUCGAAGUUGCUUUCGCUCGCCGUGAUUCUCACGAGCGGUGCAUUCGGGUGGAGCGUUGUGUGAAUCAUCAGUCAGAAGUCACCGAUAUCGCUGGACUUCUGGCACGGCAUUGGUUUUCAUCCGAAUUCCUGGUUUAGUGCGUACCAAUAAAGG
Molecule: messenger RNA, 1438 nt
Organism: Galendromus occidentalis (western predatory mite)
Lineage: Eukaryota; Metazoa; Arthropoda; Arachnida; Mesostigmata; Phytoseiidae
Gene: rogdi
Product: rogdi atypical leucine zipper
Exons: 8
Coding region: 94-921 (275 amino acids)
Cellular component (GO): RAVE complex
Source: RefSeq, a predicted model, not a curated record